CUAGUCUACUAGUAAACUGGAAAUAAUGAUAUAAUUGAUAUUUAGGAUUACUGUCUUACAGUAAACUGAAAUUACUCUGUUAGAACUCAAUUAAGACCGGGGAAGGGGACAGAAAUGGAAAAAUUAGAGGCAUGUUGCUAUGACAAGGUUGGGAAGUAGUUCGGGCUGAUUUCUUAGAAAUGCUGGCUUUUAUGGCUCUAAACUAACUUCUUUAUUUUAUGCACAGUAUUCACUGUGUCAUUAUUUAUGCUGCAAGUUCUACCAGUGCAGAGCUGAGUGGAAGUGUCCUGGUAUCAAGGGCUCACUUAAAGGGUGAAUUAUACCAUUCCUACAAUUUCAUUUCCUCUAUUGGCUUUUAUAAUGUAAAGGUGAGGAUAAAGUUAUUUAAACACUGGUGGAAACCACUUAAGAAACAAAACUCUGUCAAGCCAGAGUGAUAUGUUUAGACGCCUCCCUUGCCCUGAAUAGUUGCAUCCACUUUCUGUUCCAGACAGUUUCUACUGCUAGAGAAUUUAAUCUUUGGGAUUCAAACAUAUUUAUCCCUGAAUUUACAUUGUAGCAUCACACUUAGGGUUUUGUUGUUUGGCUGGGUUUUUUUGCUGAGUCAAUCAAUUUCGGUGAGGGAUCAGCCAUUUGCAAGGCAGUGAAUAUGCCUAAAGCUCCUCUCCUUAAGUGUUGCAUUGGGCUGCAAUAAUUAUUGCUGACUUUCUGUUUUCCUCCUGUGUCUCAUUGCAAUGAUAUGCGUGGGAGGAAAGGAAUGGGGAAACAAGAUAUUCUGGGUGCAUAACAACACCUAAGAGAUUGCUUGACUAGAUAUGUUUACUUAGCCAGUUCCAUGUGUGAAAAUUCAAAUUUGCAGACCAAAAACAGUCCCAGAAACAUAAUAAUAAAGUCUGUAGGAUGCCUAUGCUGAGAUGACUUCAUUUCCGGUUACAACUGAAAAUUUUUACUUGCAGUGUGGAUAAACACAGCCUUGAAGCAAAACUGAACUACCUGGGAUCAUGUCAUGAGCCAAGCUGUAUUAAUAAUGGUGAUAUCACCCCGCUAUGCUAUCAUUUAAACAUAUACAAGAUUUUGGGCACAUCAACCAGCCACUUUCAAAAUAAGAUCUUAGAAAUUGCACUUUACUAAAGGUUGUGGUUUUGUGGAAUUUGGGAUGUUUUGAAAGUAUUGUAGCGUAAAAGCAAUUCAAGCACAAACCCUAAGGUAGAUAUGAUCCCAGUUGCUUCAAUAAUUUAUUGCCAUAUUAGCAGAAAAAGUUCCAGGGACACAACACCAAACAUGCAGUUGAUUCACAAAUAAACAGUCAAAUAUCUUAGAUUUCAAUUCCCCACAUUACCUGAAGCUCCAAAAGAAAGCUUCAAAAGAAGCAGCUUGUAAAUCAAGCAGAACAUCGACCAAUUUGCUUUUGAAUCAGUUUCUGGGAUAGAGAUAGUUAAAAAGAUUUUCACACACUCACUGUUAAAAACCUCCACAUUGCUCUGAUUCAAUUAUCUUAUAUGUUAAAAUUUAUAAUUAAGAUGCAGCAAAACUUGAUUCAUAAAAAUAAAGGUAUUAACCCUAGGAGCACUCAGUUUAUUGAUAUUAUCCUAGAACUGUGACUGCAAAUGUACAGCUAUGUGUAAAUCACUAUGUAUUUAUAGUUUUAGAGAGAAAUUUGUGAAUUGUUACCCAGGUAGAUGGGAAAAUGUUGGAUGGAUGGCACUAAAUCUGCUACUACCUUAGGGUAAAAAAUGAAACUGUUUCUAAGUCACAGUUAUAGGACACUUCUCAAAACUUUAUCCAGAAAAUUAAAGCCAAGAACAUUAUUUAUUGUGGCAAAACUAUGGCAAAUCUAUAGUCAAUGUGGAAUGAGUGGGUGCAGAAUUAAACUGUAGUUGGCAAAUUAUUUGCAAGGUGGGAAAAAGUCAUCUUUAUUUGUAGUGGGAAGAAAAGAAUAUAAAGCUAUGGGCAGUUUUGAAGUACUGUGGUUUACAGCUGAAAUCAGUAUCUCUUAAUCCUAAAAUAAUCUCACAUAUGCAUCUUUGACCAGUAAUCAUGAAGUUUGAAUUAAUUUAAAGGCUCAGUAAGUAGAAAGUAAUGAUGAACUUCUAAGAACUUCUAAGAACUUCUAUGAACUUCUAACUUCUCCUGCUACCAGAGGAAUGUAUCUGAAACACAUAUAUUAAAAUUAAAAAAACAAACAAAAAAAACCCCACAAAAACAAACAACAAAAACUAAAAAUGGCCAUUUCCAAAAGAAAUCCACCAUUGCAGGAAAAUAACUUUUUUUUUCCCCUAGAAAUGAACUUCUGACGAUGGGGGACUGGAACUUGUUGGGCAGCAUCCUUGAAGAAGUGCACAUCCACUCCACAAUAGUUGGCAAAAUCUGGCUCACAAUCCUGUUCAUAUUCCGGAUGCUGGUGCUGGGAGUGGCUGCUGAAGAUGUCUGGGAUGAUGAGCAGUCCGAGUUCAUCUGCAACACAGAGCAACCUGGCUGCAACAAUAUCUGUUACGACAAAGCCUUCCCCAUUUCUUUGAUCAGAUACUGGGUACUGCAGAUCAUUUUUGUCUCCUCCCCAUCCUUAGUGUACAUGGGCCAUGCGCUCUACAGGUUAAGGGCACUGGAGAAAGAGCGACAGAACAGGAAAGCCCACCUGCGGGCUCAGCUCGAGGACCUGGAGCCCAUGCUCGAGGAGCACAGGAGAGUGGAGAGAGAAUUGCGUAAGCUGGAGGAACAGAAGAAAGUGAAUAAGGCACCCUUGAGAGGGUCCCUGCUGCGCACCUAUGUCCUACAUAUCCUGACCCGGUCGGUGGUCGAAGUGGGCUUUAUGAUAGGUCAGUAUCUUUUAUACGGGUUUCACAUGUCUCCCCUUUACAAAUGCACUCGGCCCCCUUGCCCUAACACGGUGGAUUGUUUUGUGUCCCGACCCACAGAGAAGACCAUCUUUAUGGUUUUCAUGAACAGCAUCGCCGCCGUCUCGCUCUUCCUCAACAUCCUCGAAAUCGCCCACCUGGGCAUCAAGAAGAUCCAGAAGAGCCUGUGCGGGCAGCCGCUCUGGCCGGCGGGCCCGUCCGAGGAGGACCCCAGCGCGUACAACUCCAAGAAGAGCUCGGUGGUGCCUCCGCCGCCCUGCCUGGCCAGCAACGCCGAGGAGGCGCCGCGGGCCGCCCCGGCGGGCGGCGGGGCGGGGGCGGCGGGGGCGGCCGCAGCCGCUCGCCGGGCGCCCCGCAGGCAGAGCCGGGUGAGCGCCUGCCGGGAUCUGGAUGAGGAGCGCGGCGACUCCCCGGACAGCGGGCACUGCCCCGGCACCCGCAAGUCCAGCUUCCUCUCCCGCGUCCUCACCGGGAGCCGGGCGGGCAGCGACAGCGAGAGCACCGCCUCCCGCGGCGGCUCCGGCCCCUGCCCCGGGCCCGGCCCCGGCUCCGGCUCCGGCUCCGGCUCCGGCUCGGAGGGGAAGCGCCGCGAGGAGGGCGCGCCCAGCCCUCUGCCCGCCGCCUCGGGACGCCGCGUGUCCAUGGCAAGUAGCGCCCGGGACAGCCCGCGGGAGGGGGGCGGCGGGGGCCCUCGGCACCCUGUGCCGGCCCUGGGGAGGAGGGGGCGAGCCAGGGGGCAGAACGGCUCGGGCAGGACUUCCAACACAGCCCCAGCCCCUCGCGGCCCCCCGGACAAAGCCAAACUCCCAAACUCUCGGCCUCCCUCUGCCGUGAAAGCUGGAAUACCAGGGAAUUACUGA
Messenger RNA from Haemorhous mexicanus (house finch), 3715 nucleotides. RefSeq names its product gap junction protein alpha 10 (gene GJA10). Gene Ontology annotation, biological process: cell communication. The transcript is spliced from 2 exons. Lineage: Eukaryota; Metazoa; Chordata; Aves; Passeriformes; Fringillidae. The coding region runs from base 2297 to 3715 and encodes 472 amino acids. The record is from RefSeq and is a predicted model, not a curated record. Gene Ontology annotation, cellular component: connexin complex.